Cylicostephanus goldi is the source of this 574-nucleotide messenger RNA. Lineage: Eukaryota; Metazoa; Nematoda; Chromadorea; Rhabditida; Strongylidae. The record is from the annotation of a GenBank genome assembly.
UUCCCGCAGUUUUUAUUUACACCGUCGUGAUCGCGCAGGGAACCUGCAUUAAUUUCCGAACAAUCUAAAUCUUCAAGUUGAAUUACCUACUGAUAAACUUCUGGUUUCAUUUGCUCCACGAAUAGUCGGAAAAUGCGACAUAUCUCGAAAAGUGAAGCGCGAUCGAACGAAGUGGAUGGUGCCAGAAUCAAUAUAUCCAUACCCAGAAUUUCCCAAGUACUGCUCCAGUGGCACGUAUACACUAUGCGGUAAGUACCUAUUCAACAUUUUUGGAAUUUCUGUAAUUGUUCAGGUCAUGAUGUUCCUGGUAAACUGCUUGCAGUCGUUGGUGAAAGUUGGUUUCCUCAUUCAGCCAACUAUAGGUCUAAAAUUGCCGGAAGAUGUUUUGUUCACUGGAAUUUUCGCGGAGAUCGCUGGCAUUCGACGAACGCACAUUGGAGGAAUGUCGUUCAUUGACGCGCCUGAUUACAUAUGUAGAAAUGGACUUCGCACUUACAGUCUGCAUAUGAAUCGUGUGCGAAAUCCGUCUAAUUACUUCAAACGUCUCACCGCCAUGGAAGGUCAUCCGUGCUAG